Messenger RNA from Strongyloides ratti, 687 nucleotides. Its product is annotated as Ribulose-phosphate 3-epimerase. The record is from RefSeq and is a predicted model, not a curated record. Gene Ontology annotation, molecular function: D-ribulose-phosphate 3-epimerase activity; metal ion binding. Lineage: Eukaryota; Metazoa; Nematoda; Chromadorea; Rhabditida; Strongyloididae. The transcript has a single exon. Bases 1 to 687 code for a protein of 228 amino acids. Gene Ontology annotation, cellular component: cytosol. Gene Ontology annotation, biological process: pentose-phosphate shunt; pentose-phosphate shunt, non-oxidative branch; carbohydrate metabolic process.
AUGUCAUCUCUUCGACCAAUAAUUUCUCCAUCUAUUCUUAAUUCAAAUUUGGCAAAUCUUGCUGCAGAAUGUCAAAAGUUACUGGGUGCAGGGGCUGAUUUUUUACAUUUAGAUGUUAUGGAUGGACAUUUUGUUCCUAAUUUAUCUUUUGGGCCACCUAUUGUAGAGUCACUUAGAUCAUCACUUGGAUCAAAACCUUUUUUUGAUGUUCAUUUAAUGGUUUCUAAUCCUGAUUUUUGGGUUGAACCAAUGGCAAAAGCUGGUGCUAAUCUUUUUACAUUUCAUUUAGAGGUUGUAAAAGAUGAGAAAGAAAUUAAUAAUUUAAUUGAAAAAAUUAAAAGUUCAGGGAUGAAAUGUGGUAUGGCAAUAAAACCAAAAACGUCUGUUGAUAUGUUAUUACCUUACUGUGAUAGAAUUGAUUUAGCUCUUGUAAUGACUGUUGAGCCAGGCUUUGGUGGACAAAAAUUUAUGAAUGAUAUGAUGUCUAAAGUUAAAAUAAUAAGAAAAAAUUUUCCAAAUAUUGAUAUAGAAGUUGAUGGUGGUGUUAGUGAGGAUAAUGUAAAUAUUUGUAGUGAAUCUGGAGCAAAUGUUAUUGUUAGUGGAACAGGUAUUAUUAAAGCUCCAUCACAAGAAGAAACCAUUAGAAAUAUGAAGAAUAUUGUAAGUAAAUCACUUGAAAAAUAUUAA